AUGGAAAGAGGCGAAGAUAUUGAAUGCCUUGUGGUAAAUGACCCCUUUUUACCUGUAGACUACAUGAUGUACUUAUUUAAGUACGAUUCGACACAUGGGCGCUUUAAAGGUUGCUGCAGUUUUGAUGAUAAGAACCUUAUAAUUAAUGGUAAAAAAAUUUACGUGUCCACUGAGAAAGAUGGAAGUAAGAUUCCAUGGGGCGAUAAUGGGGUUACCUAUGUCAUAGAAGCAUCUGGUAUCAAUACCACCAUAGAAAAAUGUCAGUGUCACAUCACAGGUGGUGCAAAGAAAGUCGUUAUAACAGCCCCAUCAGAAGACGCCCCUAUGUAUGUAUGUGGGGUCAACUUGGAGGAUUAUAACCCUUGCGACACAGUAGUUUCAAAUGCGAGUUGCACAACUAACUGCCUAGCACCUCUAGCGAAAGUAAUACAUGAUAAUUUUGAGAUCGUCGAGGGUUUGAUGACUACAGUACAUAGCACCACAGCCACGCAAAAAACUGUAGAUGGCCCUUCUGGGAAAGAUUGGAGAGGAGGUAGAGGUGCCGGCCAAAACAUUAUACCAGCAUCCACAGGGGCUGCCAAAGCUGUCACCAAGGUUAUAACAUCCCUCGAAGGGAAGCUAACCGGUAUGGCCUUUAGAGUUCCAACACCCGACGUAUCUGUUGUUGAUCUAACCUGUCGACUGGGUAAAGCAACUAAAUAUGACGACAUCAAAAAGAAGGUCAAAGAGAUGGCUGAUGGCCCCCUAAAAGGAAUUUUGGGGUACACUGAAGACCAAGUUGUUUCCUCAGAUUUCAUGUCGACAUCACUUUCCUCAGUUUUUGACGCUUCAGCUGGUAUAGCUCUAAACGACAACUUCGUUAAAUUGGUGUCUUGGUAUGAUAACGAAUAUGGCUAUUCCAACAGAGUGGGUUUACCCAAGUGUCCCGUCAAAAUUCCUGGCUGGGACACAAUAUCCGGGACGCUGCCGCGACUACACAUCCCAGCCAUGCCAGCCGUGCGCGCCAAGCGCGGCUGGUGCGGCUGCUUGCAAGAUGACGAACCGCCCGAAAUAACAUACUGCGUGGUGGAAAAUACAGGCACUCUAACACUACAGGCCAUAACACCGACCCAACCAAUGCCAUGCGAGGAAGAAUUGGACUCGAAGUUUGCUGAACUCGUGGAAGAACUUGAUCUGACUGCGCCAAACAAGGCUGCAAUGUUGAGCCUCCCGCCGCAGAAAAAAUGGCAAAUUUAUUGCUCGCGGAAAGGAGGAGAAGACGCAGUUGACGCCGCGCACGCACCCGAUCACUACAUCGAACGACUGAAAGAACUUGCGAACGCGCACGAGGCCGAGCCGAUCGGCGACGAGGAGGUGCGAUGCCGCACGAAGCAAAUCGACGGCUUGAAAACGGCGUUGAGGACGUCGACGCACAGUUUCGUCAUCAAGUUCAUCGAGUUGGACGGGUUGCCUACGUUGUUAAUGUGCUUGGUCAAUAUGGAUUAUUUCACUGCGCAGAGUUCCAUACAUACGAGUCUUAUUGGCUGCGUGAAGGCCCUUAUGAACAAUUCUGUAACCCACCCCACUUCAAUUAACACCAUAGCUCAAUCUCUGAGCAGCGACAACAUAAAAACCAAAAUAGCGGUGCUAGAAAUCCUCGGAGCGGUAUGCCUUGUCUCGGGUGGCCACAAAAAAAUCCUCGACGCGAUGUCGCACUACCAAAAGUACGCGUUCGAACGUACACGAUUCCAAGGCAUCAUCAACGACCUAGAUAAAUCCACGGGGGUUUAUAGGGACGAAGUUAACUUGAAGACGGCUAUAAUGUCUUUCGUAAAUGCCGUGUUGAAUUACGGCUUGGGACAGGAGAAUUUGGAGUUUAGGUUGCAUUUGCGAUACGAGUUUUUGAUGCUGGGUAUACAGCCGAUUAUUGAUAAGUUACGUGGUCAUGAGAAUGAGACUUUGAAUAGGCAUUUGGAUUUCUUCGAGAUGGUGAGGAAUGAGGAUGAGAGGGAAUUGGCGAGGAAGUUUGAACAGGAACAUGUCGAUACCAAAUCCGCCACGGCGAUGUUUGAUUUGAUACGCAGGAAGUUGAGUCAUACUUCCGCCUACCCUCACUUGUUAUCGCUUUUGGAGCACUGUAUUCUACUGCCACUGGACUAUGGAAGUCAUCCACAACAUUGGUUAUUGUUUGAUAGAAUCGUACAGCAAAUUGUUCUCCAGCAAAAUCAGAAGAAUGUUGUCAAAGAUCUGGACGUAAGUCCUAUAAACAUAAACGUAAAAGAGAUAGUACAUUUACUAGCAAAGGAGGAGGAGUUGGUAGCUGCUCGAAAGAAAGCUGACGAAUUAGAAAAGGAGAACAACGAUAUGUCCAAUCGUUUGGCGAAAAAAGAACAAGAGUUGGAUCAAAGAACACAAGAAAAAGAGGAUAUAGAAUCAUCCCUCAGCAGAAUUAAAGAACGCUUGGAGAAGGAGACCGCCAACCAUAUAGAAACCCGUCAAAGAUUAUCAGAGCUAGAAUACAGAGCGGCAGAUCUAGAUCGUCAGGUAAAUAGCGAGAGGGGGGAGCGUUUCCGGCUGGAAAAACUAGUCACUUCCGGCAACAUUCCCGACGACGCUAAAGUGAUAUCGUUACAGCAAGACUUGGAGUUGAAGAAGGAGUUUACCGCCCCACCUCCGCCGCCCCCGUUGGCACCCCCGCCUCCACCCAUGGUCCCAGGUCCUCCACCCCCACCAUGCGCACCAAUGGCGCCGCCAGUGCAAGCUCUUAAAGUUGAGAGUGUGAAGAAGAAUGUACCACAACCGUCGAAUCCAUUAAAAAGUUUUAACUGGAGUAAAAUUCCUGAUAUCAAGUUGAAUGGAACUAUUUGGAGCGAAUUGGAUGACUCUAAAUUGUAUAACACCAUGGAGUUGGAGUGUAUUGAUAAAAUUUUCUGCGCCUAUCAGAAGAAUGGAGUUGCUAACGAAGGCUCCAUCGAAGAUUUAACCAAACUGGGCAAAAACCGUAGCAAAGUUCUGUCAGUAAUCGACAGCAGGCGCGCUCAAAACUGCACCAUUCUGCUAAGCAAGCUCAAAAUGUCCGACGAAGACAUAACCAAGGCAAUUUUGAGCAUGGACCACAAAGAACAGCUUCCCAUAGAUAUGGUGGAGCAAUUGUUGAAGUUUACGCCUAGUCCUGAAGAGUGCGCUCUAUUGGAGGAGCACAGCGACGAAAUAGAGUCGCUGGCGAGAGCUGACAGGUUCCUCUAUGAAAUAUCAAACUUGCACUACAAAAAAAGGUUCCAAGUCACUCUAAACGAAAUAACGCCACGAAUCACGGACGUGAUGGAAGCUUCCAGAGAAGUUUCCAGAUCCAGACGAUUAAGAAGACUUCUGGAAAUUGUUCUGGCACUGGGAAACUAUAUGAACAGAGGCGCCAGAGGUAACGCCUCAGGUUUCAGGUUGACUUCCUUGAAUAGGCUUACAGAUACAAAAUCAAGCGCGAAUAAGGGGACGACAUUGUUGCACUACCUGAUACAAAUCCUGGAGAAAAAGUUCAAAGACAUCAUGAGGUUGGAGGAAGACAUCCCACAUGUGAGAGAUGCUUCAAAAGUAUCUCUUGGAGAGUUGAACAAAGAUAUGGCGCAUUUAAGAGCCGGCCUAAAAGACGUGGCGAAAGAAAUAGAGUUCCAUAGAACACAAAGUCCUAUUGCGAACGAUAAAUUCGUACCCGUGAUGAGGGAAUUCCAAGCUACAGCUACAUGCAGACUCGCUGAGAUCGAGGAUCUCUACCAAGAUAUGAAGACAAGGUUUGAAAGGGCUGUAAGAUUGUUCGGGGAAGAUUCCACAAAUGCACAACCGGACGAGUUCUUCGGAGUUUUUGAUACGUUCCUCAUAUCGUUUUUGGAGGCAAAACAUGACAACGAAAACAUGCGUAAACGACAGGAAGAGGAGGAAAAACGCGCCAAGCAGGAGGCGGAGCUAAAAAAAUUAACCCUCGAAAGAAAACACAGCAGAGAAGGAAUUCUAUCGUCGAUAAACAAAAGUGUUAGUUUGACGAACGGCCAUCAAGGUCCGAAGGGUGAGUUUGACGAUUUAAUAUCCGCACUACGUACCGGGGACGUUUUCGGGGAAGAUAUAGCAAAAUUUAAAAGGUCGCGAAAAAGUCGGGUAACAACCGGGAACUCUCCCCCAAGGAGGAACAGUGUAAAUAGGGAGGAUAGCAGGGAAAGAGUUGUGACGGCCAAUGGCAAAAAAAAGUGAAUUAGUAAACCUUAGGGUUGUGAAUAAAUGGCCUGCUUUUUAUACUUUUUAUAGCUUUAAUGUGUGGGGUUUGUAUUUCUAAACAUUCCUGUCAAACAGAAUUUAAAUUACUCUUAUCGUUUCAGAGAUAUUUAGACUUCAUACAUUUAAAGUAUAAAAAUGAUAUAAAAACUAAGUAGCAUUGUCUCAAAAUUUUAUCGACUGAAUACUUUAAUUUCCGUAGGCUUUUAUAAACUAACUAAAGUAAAUAAUUAGGCACCGUUUGCUCAGUAGUUUUUAUAUUGUAUUUACAAUAAUAAAUAAAAGGACUUGUUUUGGUCUUUUCGACGAAUAUUCGAAGCCGUCACACUAAAUAAAUAAAUAGUUUUAGCUUUUAAUGUCGCAUGAUGAAUAACUACUUAAAUUAUUAAAUUUGUGAUUAUUUUUUUCCCCGGACCAAUUUUGUACGUUUGUUUUGUUAAUAUUUCUAGCGCAACCAAAUACGUUUUAUUUUGUUCGUCUUUUUUUGUAAUAUAACGAAGCGUUUUUAUAUAUUAUAUAUAUGUAUUAUCUUUGUACUUAAUAGAUUUUAAGAGUAGCAUAGUUUAGAUUUGUAUUAUGUUAUUUUUUAAAAGGAUUAUUCGACAAUGCAUUCAUGUGGAACUGAUAUAAACACAUUGAUGUUAUGAAAUAUAAUUGUUAAUUUAUUUACAA
Messenger RNA from Brassicogethes aeneus, 4911 nucleotides. The record is from the annotation of a GenBank genome assembly. NCBI's taxonomy places the organism in Eukaryota, Metazoa, Arthropoda, Insecta, Coleoptera, Nitidulidae.